AUGGUGUAUCUGUUGGAGCGUCUACCGGAGUUUCAGGAUGAAUUGGAAAAUGAUCAUUCUAGUUCUUGCACGGCACGUUUAAUUUUGCAUCAGCUUCGCUGGUUGGAUUUCAUUGUGGAGCCGCAGAUAUUAACCGAAAAAUUGAUCGAGCCCAUGGUUGUGUACCUGAAGGAACUAAUGCACGAGAAUGGUGAUCUUACUGUACCCAUUUUGGAUGCUUUAUCGAAUCUUACGUUGCAUUCCGAAAGUCUCGAUGAUGUGCGUCAAACGGUUUUGGAGCGACUGGAAUCGGCCGAGCUGGAUGACCUCGCUGUGAUUGUCAAGUUUUUACUCCAAACCGCGACUCCACACACCAUCGAUGAAGUAAUCUAUGGUAUCCGCCACAAUCUCGAUUUUUAUUCCCUCGGUAAGCUCAAGCAGAACGAAUUUCAGUCAUUGACGUCGACAACCACGAUCCGAUCGCGGAAAUCCGAUGCGAAUGCACAAGCGCCUGAAGCUCUCAUUUUGGAAUCAAUUAAGCUUGGGUUACAAUUUCACAAGUUCGUUUGCGAUUCCUGGAUCAAAUCAAUCACUGCACUAGAGGACCCGGGAGCACACAAAAUUAUCGAUGUACUUGUUUUGUUUAUUCUACAUUCAAUGACAUCCAUGAAAAAGAAAGCCGAGCAGAUUUUCCGCAAGAAAAUAAUCAAUCGUGCCAUCACUGCCCAACUGAUUCAGUUGACACUAACAAAUCACGGCGACGCACUUACUGGAUAUUGGAAUACCAUUUUAUCAUUAUCCGACAGCGUCUUGCGGUCAUCCCGUCAAAACCAUGCCAUCGUUCCAUGUUCAAGUACUCUCUACGUUCAUUCUUUCAUCGCCUCCAACGCUCACUAUCAACUUGAAAUUAUUGGUUCGCUGGUCACCCAUAUCGGCAGCGGUGAAAUAUCCUUUUUAAAAAACGUUGCUUUGAACGUAUUACUGCAGCUCGUCAAGUUUGAUGUAGAAAGGGUCUCCGAAUAUGCUGUGUUCAUCAAAGGUAUUCUCGACUACCUUGAUAACUUAAGCUUGGGUCAGAUUCGAGUGUUAUUCGAUAUAUUCAGCAUCAUGGCAUUGACGGUAAGACAGUUCGUAUGGUUUACAUUGAAAAAGAACCUUGAGUAA
This is a messenger RNA of Radiomyces spectabilis, 1143 nucleotides long. Its product is annotated as Fanconi anaemia protein FANCD2. The record is from RefSeq and is a predicted model, not a curated record. The transcript has 10 exons. Bases 1 to 1143 code for a protein of 380 amino acids. Gene Ontology annotation, biological process: homologous chromosome pairing at meiosis; interstrand cross-link repair; double-strand break repair involved in meiotic recombination. Gene Ontology annotation, cellular component: nucleus; condensed chromosome. Gene Ontology annotation, molecular function: DNA polymerase binding. Lineage: Eukaryota; Fungi; Mucoromycota; Mucoromycetes; Mucorales; Radiomycetaceae.